Molecule: messenger RNA, 3836 nt
Organism: Colias croceus (clouded yellow)
Lineage: Eukaryota; Metazoa; Arthropoda; Insecta; Lepidoptera; Pieridae
Gene: mars
Product: disks large-associated protein 5-like
Exons: 9
Coding region: 13-2484 (823 amino acids)
Biological process (GO): kinetochore assembly; mitotic spindle organization; signaling
Cellular component (GO): nucleus; spindle pole centrosome; cytoplasm
Molecular function (GO): microtubule binding
Source: RefSeq, a predicted model, not a curated record
UUCAGGUUUUCAAUGAUGGAGAAAAGCUUCGACUUUGUUGCAUUACUGCAGAAUCAUGAGAAUCAUGAGAAACAACACAAAUGUAAACCUGUACAAUUUUCCAGCGUUGCAAAUGGGGUUAAAAGACGGCUUGAUUCAAAUAUAAAACGGAGAAGAAGUAGUCGUCUAACUGUUUUUGAUAAAAUCCGAAAUAUACAACAAUUAGAAAAAAUAGACAGCCCCUUGCCAAAGUCAGACAAACAACAAAAAAUAGAGCACAGAAGAAUGCAAUUAGAGAAAUGGAAGGAAGACAAAGAAAAGAAAAAGAAGGAGGCGGCCACACAAAAGAAAAAGCCCUUUAUAGUUGGAGUUGCUCAUGCACCACCUAGGUUUGUCCCGCCUCCACCACCCCCUAAAGUGAUGCCAAGUACAUCAGGAAGGGUGACCAGAUCACAGUCCAGAAACAAGGCCAGUCAGCAAGGCUCUGCUACAAGACAUACUGUACCAAACCAAAGUAAAACAUCAUUUGCACCACUUGAUGCAACAUUCCGUCCUCCUCAAUUAAAACAUUUGGAAACAGUCCCUACUCUUACUUUACCAAAAAGAAAAGGCAAAGCAGCCAGUAUGGUAAAGUUUGAGCCACAUGCACCUAAUAGAGAUGUGAAAUCAAGCACUAAACCCAAUUUAAAAGCAAAAUUCAAUAGCAACAUGAAGAAAACCACACAAUAUAGCACUUCUACCUCUGGAAGUAGCAUGGAAAGUGAGGAAAAUGGGCCAGUUAAGAAACCCAUCAGAAAAUCUAAAGAGCCCAUUAUCAAUAAUAAAACACAGAAGUCUAAUAAACUAAUCAAAAAACUAUUACACAACAGCACAAAUUCUACAGAAACUGAUUCAUCUCCUGUAGAAGUUAAAGUUAAGACACCUAGGAAGUCAAAGGAAGCAAAUAAAACACCAGACAAGAAAAAUUUGAAGAAAUCUGUUAUAAGCAUAAAUAGUUCCAGUUCGGAAACAAGUAUGGAAUCUCCAGCGGCAAAUAAGAGGACUCCAAGAUCAUCACUAGGUAAAAAAUACCAACCAAGUAAAAUGAUACAGGGCUCAAAUUCAGACAGCAGUAUGGGAUCUCCCAUUGAAAAUAAAAUGAAAACAGCCCGAAAGUCUAAUCAAGCGUCCCCGGUAAAGCGAACACCUCUCAAACCAAUACCAAAGAGUGAAUCAAGUUCCGAAGAAAGGUUAAGAUCUCCCAAGUCUCCUGUAGAGGUCAUGAUGACCCCAGAGCAGAUUGUAGCAGAGGCAAAGAGAAUUAGUCCCUGUGUCACCCUGUCGAGAGGAAAGGACAAUGCUCGUAGGGAAAUGAAACAGAAGAUUGCUGAAGGUCUCCUAGAUGAAGAUCUCAAUGAUAUGGAAAGCAUAGAUCAUUUCAAAAAGCAGUUGAAUUCUGAGAUCAAAAGGCUAUCAGAAUUGUGUGAUACCUGGGAUAAGAUUUCAGAACAAAAUAUUAAUUUGCCAGAAGUUGUUCAGGAAGCGAUUCUAGGAGCGGUGGGUCAAGCACGCCUGCUGAUGACGCAGAAACUCCAGCAGUUUGCCGGUCUGGUCGCAAGGUGCGAGACACCAGACCCUUCGCAGCCGCUUGUCACAGCUGUUGAUUUGCACGGUUUCUGGGAUAUGGUAUUUAUGCAGGUAGUUAACGUAGACAUGCGUUUCAAGAAGCUAGACAAGAUGAAGGCUCGCAGCUGGACCGUGGAGGAGCAGCCUGUGGUACAGAGGAGGAAGGUGGUCAGCAAGCCGAAGACCACCAAACCGGCGGCUACAAGCAGGAUCAGGGAUAUGAUUGCUGCCGCACGUAAAGCGAAAAAAGAACAAGAGCCGAAAGCAGAAGAAACACAGCAAGCAGACGACAGCAAGACGUUCGAAGCUGGCUUCUUCAGCGUGCGGUCGCCGGUUCGAUGCCCGCCGAUAAGCACGCCUAAUAAACCUACUUUGUUGAAAGCAGUGUUGUCGAGUGAGGCAAAGAAAGCGUCCGCUUCUAAGAAUUCCGCAUCGUUCGCAAUGCUGCGCGCCUCUAUGUUCGGCAAGAAUGUGGAACAAGAACCUACUUCUGAUAAUGAGAACCUACUACAAUUCACACCAGUAAAUCUACAUGCGACACCCGGCCGCAGCAUUCUAAAAUCGGGCACCGCACAAUCGAAAAAAUCGAUAAAAUGCGUUCUCUUCGACAGUUCCGAUACGGACAUUCUAGAUAAUUCCAUAGACAAGGAUAUGAGUGGAAUACAGCAGUUGGAAGAUACGGAAUUGUGUAUGGAUCUCGAAAAGGAGAACAGAAAGAAGUUGGUCAGGCAAGAUGCGGUAGAACAGAGUCCCAUCAUGACCAGGAAUAGACGGAAGAGUCUGCAAACGCCGAAUAAAGAAGAUAUUGUGGUAAAGAAGAUUCUAGAAGAGAGUGACUUGAAUACGUCGACACGUCCGCGGCGGGCUACAAGGAAGAAGUCACUCGUUGAUGUUGCAUAGUGUACUAGUGUAUUUGGAAGUUCUGUGAAAAUAGUGAUAGUGAAAUGGUUCAAAUUUUAUUGUGUUGUAGCAUAUUUUGAGCUGAGGUUGCAGGAAAUGAUAGUCUUUUUAGAUUAGAUUGAAUAAGAUUGUAUGGAAGUAUACUUGAGGUUUGUGUACCAGUGCUUUUUUAUAUUUAUCUUCAAUAGGGUAGUAUCAGUUUUAAAUUUUUAUGUACAUUACAGAAUAUGUCAUGUUAUGUUUUUUAUAAAUUAAGUAACUGACUGACUGACUGAAGUUUUGGUAAUAAGUAGUUUAUCAUUGUGACCAGUUUAGAAAUAUCUGAAAUUGCCAUAUUACUAAAUUACUAGUGAAUAAGAUAAUAAUUAAGUUUGAUAAACAGAUUUGUUUCAAUGUAACAAAGCUUAAAAACAGGAAUUUACGGUAAAUAUAUUGACGCGUAGGUUGAAAUCGGCGGGACCAUUAUAUUAGUUAUGUAUUUUUAACUGACACUUCCAAAAAAACUAUGUUCUUAAUUUUUUGCCAUUUUGUGCAGAGUACUUUCUGUACAUUUUUUGUUAAAAUUUUACCCUUGACCUUAAUAAUUGGAUAUGACAUUGUUUAUGAUUUUGAUUUAAUUUAAUAACAUUUGACAUAAUUAAUAUUAUUAAUGGAUCUAUUAAUACUGUUUUAAAAUAGUUGUAACAGUGGGAAUGUGUUUUAAAUAUUUAAUUUUUGUUUAUAUCUUGAAUGUCUAGUUCAGAAUCAUGUAUCUUUUAUUAUGUUAAUUUUAUUCUAAUAAGUUUGGGGUAAAUUUUAGACACGCAAUAUAUUUAAAUUUAUAUUAUAAUAUUAUAAACUUAUGCUUUGAUAUAAAAAAAAAUCUUUCCUAUCAGUACCUUUCCUACUGUUUUUUUUGUAACAUUAAUUUGUAAAAACCGAUUCCUUUCUUAAAAUUAUCAAUUAUUUGUGUGAUAUUAUAACUCAUUAGAGCAUUAGAUUUAUAAUAUUAUAAUUUAAAUAAAAACACACAAACUAUUCAAGGUUUUAUAUAGGUACUAAUUAAUUACAAAAAGUAUACAUAUUAUGUAACUAUCCUAAUGACUGUAAAGAAAUUGGAGCCCCAGCAAUAAACAUUAUUAAGAUUAUGAAAAUUGAAAAAUAUAAUAUUUCCCCAUACAUAAUAUGGGAUGAAACAUUUAUAAAGAAAUAUCAACAAAGUGGUUUUUGUUCGGUAGAUAGUUUCGUAUUGUAAUAAUUAUGACAUUGAUAUAUUUAAAGUUUAGAAGUAAUUGUGGAAUGUUGCUGUGUGAUGGUUUGUGCCUUGUUUAUUGUAAUGUAUAAUUUUAUAUAAAUAAAGAUUUAAGACUUAA